Messenger RNA from Eurypyga helias (sunbittern), 1533 nucleotides. RefSeq names its product cytochrome P450 3A9-like. Gene Ontology annotation, molecular function: testosterone 6-beta-hydroxylase activity; iron ion binding; oxidoreductase activity, acting on paired donors, with incorporation or reduction of molecular oxygen, reduced flavin or flavoprotein as one donor, and incorporation of one atom of oxygen. The record is from RefSeq and is a predicted model, not a curated record. The coding region runs from base 1 to 1533 and encodes 510 amino acids. Gene Ontology annotation, biological process: oxidative demethylation; steroid metabolic process. Lineage: Eukaryota; Metazoa; Chordata; Aves; Eurypygiformes; Eurypygidae. The transcript has 13 exons.
AUGAACCUUCUUCCCUCCUUCUCUACGGAGACCUGGGCCCUUUUGCUCAUUUUUGUAGCCCUCGUGGUAGCGUACGGGAUCUGGCCAUUUGGUUUGUUCAAGAAGUUGGGUAUUCCUGGGCCAAGACCUCUGCCUUUCUUUGGGACGUGCCUGGAAUAUCGCAAAGGUUUCUUGGAGUUUGACAAUGAAUGUUUCCAGAAAUAUGGGAGAGUCUGGGGGAUUUACGACGGCAGGCAACCUGUGCUGGGUAUCAUGGACCCCCAGAUCAUUAAAUCUGUACUGGUUAAAGAGUGUUACUCCACCUUUACCAACCGGAGGCAUGUAGAUCUAGCAGGGGCACUGACCGACGCCAUCUCAUUAGCUGAAGAUGAACAGUGGAAAAGGAUUCGUACUGUGCUCUCGCCAACCUUCACCACUGGGAAACUAAAGGAGAUGUUCCCUAUAAUGAAGCACUAUGGGGAAGUUUUGGUGAAAAACGUUCAAAAGCGAGUAGAAAAGGACAACGCUAUAUCUGUAAAGGACAUCUUUGGAAGCUACAGCAUGGACGUUGUCACCAGCACUUCAUUCGGUGUCAACAUUGACUCCAUGAACAACCCCAAAGACCCCUUUGUCAGAGAGAUGCAGAAACUGGUCAAAUUUGACUUUUUUGACCCACUCUUCAUCCUGAUAUUUGUGUGCCCAUUCGUUAUUCCUCUUUUGGCCAAGAUGAAUGUGAGCUUCUUCCCCAGUGAUGCUGUAGAUUUCUUCAUGAGAUCCAUCUCCAAAAUUAAGCAAGACCGUGAAAAGGAAACUCACAAGGGCAGAGUAGAUUUUCUGCAGCUGAUGAUCGAAUCCCAGAACUCAGCCAGUCCUGGCAGCAACGAUGUGAAUCACUCUCAUAAAGCCCUGUCCGACACAGAGGUUCUGUCGCAAGCACUGAUCUUUAUAUUUGCUGGGUACGAGCCCACCAGCAACACGCUUGGUUACCUGGCGUAUGAACUGGCCUUGCAUCCCGACGUGCAGCAAAAACUGCUGGAGGAAAUCGACACCAUCUUACCCAACAAGGCUCCUCUCACAUACGAAGUGAUGAUGCAGUUGGAAUAUCUUGACAUGACAGUGAGUGAAACCCUUCGGCUCUAUCCCCUUGGAGGACGGCUUGAGAGAACCUGCAAGAAAGAUGUAGAAAUAAAUGGAGUGACCAUUCCCAAAGGAACUGUUGUCAUGAUCCCACCCUAUAUCCUGCACCGCGACCCUGAGUACUGGACAAACCCAGAAGAGUUCAGACCAGAAAGGUUCAGUAAGGAAAACAAAGAAUCCAUAGACCCAUACACAUACUUGCCCUUUGGAGCUGGUCCCAGGAACUGCAUUGGGAUGCGGUUUGCUCUCCUGACUCUGAAAGUUGCCAUCACCAUCCUAUUGCAACAUUUCACCUUCCAGACCUGCAAAGAAACUCAGAUCCCUCUCAAGCUGUCUUCACAGGGACUCUUAAGACCAGAGAAACCGAUUAUUCUGAAGUUGGUCCCCCGGACCAACACUGCACCCGCAGAGGCAUAG